Spea bombifrons (plains spadefoot toad) is the source of this 9925-nucleotide messenger RNA. It is a transcript of the gene LAMA2, whose product is annotated as laminin subunit alpha 2. Gene Ontology annotation, molecular function: signaling receptor binding; extracellular matrix structural constituent. Gene Ontology annotation, biological process: regulation of cell migration; regulation of cell adhesion; cell adhesion. NCBI's taxonomy places the organism in Eukaryota, Metazoa, Chordata, Amphibia, Anura, Pelobatidae. The transcript is spliced from 65 exons. Gene Ontology annotation, cellular component: basement membrane. Bases 47 to 9733 code for a protein of 3228 amino acids. The record is from RefSeq and is a predicted model, not a curated record.
AGAAGAACAGUCAGGCAGAGGAGAGGCGUCUCCUCACUGCCUUACCAUGCAGAAAAUGUCGAACUUUUAUCAAUGGGUUAUGGUACUCAAAACUUUCCAAGUACUUCUGAUGCUCUUUGGAAGCAUUGAGGCUCAGACACAAACAGGGCUUUUUCCCGCAGUUCUCAAUAUUGCCUCCAAUGCUGUCAUCACAACUAAUGCCACAUGUGGGGAGAAAGAACCUGAGAUGUUUUGCAAGCUGGUAGAACAUGUUCCAGGACUUCCUGUGAGGAACCCCCAGUGCCGCAUCUGUGACCAAAAAAGUAGUAAUCCAAACCAUCACCAUCCAAUUACGCAUGCUAUCAAUGGAAAAAACUCUUGGUGGCAGAGUCCAAGCAUCAAAAAUGGAAUGCAGUACCACCACGUGACCAUUACAGUAGACCUUCAGCAGGUGUUUCAGAUCGCUUACAUUAUCAUUAAGGCUGCUAAUUCCCCACGCCCUGGAAACUGGAUUCUGGAGAGGUCCCUGGACGGUGUGUCUUUCAUGCCAUGGCAAUACUACGCCAUCACUGACAGUGAAUGCCUAAACAGAUAUAAUAUCUUCCCUCAUGUCGGUGGGGGUCAGCCUUCCUUUACGAGGGAUGACGAGGUCAUAUGCACAUCUUAUUAUUCAAAUAUUCACCCACUUGAAAACGGAGAGAUUCACACUUCACUUAUUACUGGGAGACCAAGUGCUGAGGAUCCUUCUGAGACUCUUCUUAAUUUUACACUAGCUCGCUACAUUAGACUAAGAUUACAAAGAAUUCGUACUCUUAAUGCUGAUUUAAUGAUGCUAACUGAGAGUGAUCCAAAAGACCUUGAUCCUAUUGUUACAAGAAGGUAUUUCUAUUCAAUAAAAGACAUAUCUGUUGGUGGCAGGUGUGUUUGUUAUGGCCAUGCAAGUACUUGUCCUCUUAAUCCAGCAACAAAUAAAUCAUCCUGUGAAUGUGAGCAUAACACAUGUGGUAAUAGCUGUGAUCGAUGCUGUCCCUUGUUCAACCAAAAACCUUGGCAAGCAGGGACAGCACUCUCAAACAACGAGUGUGAACCUUGCAACUGUCACUGGAAAGCUGAAGAAUGUUAUUAUGAUCAGGAAAUAGCCGACAGGCAUCUGAGUUUGAAUAUUCAUGGAAAAUACAUUGGAGGUGGAGUGUGCCUUAAUUGUACAGAGAAUACAGCGGGAAUAAACUGUGAGACAUGUGCUGAUGGCUUCUAUCGACCAAAAGGGGUGUUACCGACUCAUUCCCACCCUUGCCGACCAUGUUACUGUGAUCCCAUUGGCUCGAUACAUAAUAUAUGUGUCAAGGAUGAAAAGCAAGUUACUAGAGGUAUGUUACCUGGAUUCUGCCACUGCAAACCUGGCUAUGGUGGGGAGAAGUGUGACCGAUGUGCUUUGGGCUACAUUGGUUAUCCAGAUUGUUUACCAUGCAACUGCAGUGCAUUAGGCAGUGCAAAUGAAGAUCCCUGUCUUGAUCCAUGUGUUUGCAAGGACAAUGUGGAAGGAAUAAGCUGUGACAGAUGCAAACAUGGAUUCUUCAACCUUCAGCAAGAGAAUCCCCAAGGGUGCGAUCAGUGUUUUUGCUCUGGAGUCUCAAACAUAUGCUUGGAUUCCAGAUUUACUUAUUCUAAGGUCUCUGACAUGAAUGGAUGGCAUCUGACAAGUUUAAUUGGCAACAUCAGAGUUUCGCCAACAAAGGAUUCGUUUGAUGGACCCCAGCAACUAAGCAUUAGAAAUGCAGAUGCCCAAAAUCAAGGCCUGCAAGGUGUUUAUUACUGGGAAGCACCUACAGCAUACUUAUACAGUAAAGUUACAGCAGUGGGAGGACAACUCACUUAUACAAUCUCAUACGACACAUCUGUAAAGGAAGAUGCUGUUUACCUGGGAUACUAUCCAAAUAUCAUUAUUGAGGGUAAUGGCUUGCGAAUUGCCAGUACUCAGGCAGAUAUUCACUUGCAACCAUUUGAGGAACAUACUGAAGCAAUACUGUUACACCCAGAAUCCUUCAUCAUCUAUGGAACAGAAUACCAAGUCAACAGAAAUGACUUUAUGAUUGUUCUGGCAAAUAUAAAGAGACUUCUCAUCCGAGCAACCUACAGCCUUCAGCCACAAGCCACUUUCAGGCUAAGUGCUGUCACUUUGGAGGUAGGAAGCCAAUCUUCAUCUUCUGGAAACAUCGCUUUUGCUGUAGAGAUCUGCCAUUGUCCACCUGGAUACAGUGGAACAUCUUGUGAAUCUUGUCUGCCAGGACACAGAAGGAUUAAUGGUACUGUAUUUGGUGGGAUAUGUGAGCCUUGCCGUUGUUUUGGCCAUGCUGAUACAUGCCAUGAUAUCACUGGAGAAUGCUUGAAUUGUAAGCACAAUACCUAUGGCAGAUUCUGUGAUUAUUGCCUUCCGGGUUUUUAUGGAAAUCCAACAGAUGGCACUGCUGAUGACUGCCAGCCCUGCGCAUGUCCAUUGACCUUAGAAUCAAAUAACUUUAGCCCUACAUGUCACCUGGACACAAAUCGUAGUUUGGUGUGUGAUUCCUGCCCUCCUGGAUAUGCAGGGCAGCGAUGUGAGAGGUGUGCAGAAGGGUAUUUUGGGCAGCCUUCGCUACCUGGUGGAUCUUGCAAACCUUGUGAAUGCAGUAACAACCUCGAUCUUUCAGCCCCUGGCUGUUGUAACACUGAGACAGGGGCCUGCCUUAUAUGUAAACCAGGAAUAACUGGGGAGUAUUGCAAUAAGUGUGCUGAUGGAUAUUUUGGAGACGCCCUUGGACCACUGAGCUGUCAAGCAUGCAACUGCAAUAUCAAUGGCUCCUUGUCCUCAAGUUGCAAUCUUCAAACUGGACAGUGUGAAUGCAAAAAUAACGUGACCGGACGUCAGUGUGAUGAGUGCUUGCCCAACUGUUGGUGGGAUUCUGAGGAGCAGAUAUGCUUGCCGUGUGGCUGCAGUCCCAGUGGCUCCAUGUCACUGCGAUGUGACAUAACUGGGAGGUGUAUCUGUAAACCAGAGUUCUUUGGGAAACGUUGUGAAUUCAGAAAACAAGUAUUUGAAAGGAAAAAGCCUACUCGAGUAUCGCAGGGCAUCCAAGCUCCAGCUAGACGAUGGAGACCCACCAGUUCUCAUGGUUGUCCGCGUGGUGCUUACAAACCGACAACUUUGCCACAAACCUAUGGUCUGCAGUAUUCGCAGGGCUGCAUCCCUUGCAACUGUAACUCUUUUGGCUCAAAAUCCUUCGAUUGUGAUGACAGUGGUCAAUGUACUUGCCAACCAGGAGUUGCCGGGAAGAAAUGUGAUCAUUGCGGUCGUGGAUUUUAUAACUUCCAAGAAGGAGGAUGUACCCCCUGUGAUUGCCCUCAUGUUGGAAAUAAUUGUGAUGCUGACACUGGUCAUUGUGUUUGUCCUACCAACACCAUUGGUGAACAAUGUGAUAAAUGUGCACCAAACCACUGGGGAUACAGCAUUAUCACCGGAUGCAAGGCCUGCAACUGUGGUGGUCCGGGAUCUCUGAGUCACCAAUGUAACCCAGAUACCGGUUGCUGUUUCUGUCGCCCAAACUUCUCCGGAGAUAAGUGUACCUCUUGCAGGCUGGGAUACAGGAAUUAUCCGCAUUGUAUAAACUGUGACUGUAAGCUGGCAGGAAGUAAACCCCAGAGCUGUGAUCGAGAAACUGAUAAGUGUUCUUGUGCUGAAGAAACUGGGCAAUGCAACUGUAAGUCGAACGUAGAAGGUGUCUAUUGUGAUAGAUGCAAACCUGGCACUUUUGGACUUCAUGUAGGGAAUCCACUUGGUUGCAGCAGCUGCUAUUGCUUUGGACUGACUACCCAGUGUACGGAAGCAGAUGGAUUGAUCCGUAUGUGGAUAACACUGAAACCAGAACAAACAAUGCUUGAAUUGACGGACUUCACACACCAACACAGGACUACAAAAGGUGUGAUCUUCCAGCAUCCAGAAAUUAUUGCAAUGAUUGAUCAAGUGAAACAGGACUUGCACUCCGAACCAUUUUAUUGGAAGCUCCCACAACAAUUUGAAGGCAGAAAGCUGACGACCUAUGGCGGCAAACUGAAAUAUGCCAUUUACUUUGAAGCACGCGAAGAGACUGGUCCUUCAACUUACGAACCUCAAGUAAUCAUCAGAGGUGGUCCACCAACAAAUCACAGGAUUAUAGUGAGACACAUGGCUGCCCCUCAGAACGGUCAACUGACAAGACAUGACAUUGAGAUGACUGAGCAUGACUGGAAGUAUCUUGGAUCGGUGGAAGGAAGCCCUGUAACUCGUGAGGACUUCAUGGAUGUUCUGUAUGACAUUCAUUACAUCCUAAUAAAAGCCUCCUAUGGAAAUGUAUUAAGACAAACCAGAAUUUCUGAAAUCUCUCUGGAAGUGGCCGAGCAAGGGACUUCUUUCACCAUAAGCUCUCAAGCCUAUUUAAUUGAGAAAUGUCAUUGUCCUCCAGGUUACUCUGGACUUUCAUGUGAGACGUGUUCCGCAGGAUUUUACCGAGUUGCUCCAACAUUCCCAGGAAGACGACCUGGUCCUGCACUUGGAACCUGUGUACCUUGUGAGUGCCAUGGCCAUAGUGACAUAUGCGACCCAGACACAUCUGUUUGCCAGUCAUGCAAACACAACACAGCAGGUGAUCACUGUGAAAGUUGUGCACCAGGAUUCUAUGGGACUGUCAGAGGUUCACCAGAUGAUUGCCAGCCAUGUGCCUGUCCUUUACCAAUUCCCAGUAACAAUUUUAGCCCUAUGUGCAUUAUGCAAGGAAUUAAUGAUUAUAGAUGUACAGCUUGUCCUGUGGGAUAUGAAGGCCAGUAUUGUGAAAGAUGUUCACCUGGUUAUACUGGUAAUCCAAAUGUUCCUGGAGGAUCUUGCCAGGAAUGUGAGUGUAACCCGUAUGGCUCUUUGUCUAUGAUCUGUCAUCCAGCCACUGGACAGUGCACGUGCAGAGUGGAAGCCUCAGGGCUCAAGUGUGCAGGCUGCACCCAUCGGCAUGUGCGGGAGGGCCCGCUGUGUGUAUUUUGCGAUGAUGAAUGCACAGGGCUCCUUCUUAAUGACUUGGAUCUGCUAAACCAGAUGGUCUUGAGCGUCAAUCUUUCUGGACCUUUGCCUCCCCCAUACAAAAUGCUGUUUAGUUUUGAAAAUGAAACACAGGAAUUAAAGCAUUUACUGUCACCUCAACGAGCUCCUGAACGACUGCUCCAGCUGGCACAAAAUAACAGAGAUACUCUUGUCAUUGAGAUGGAUGAGCUUCUGAACAGGGCUGCGAAAGUGACAGCAGAUGGGGAGCAGACUGGGAAGGAUGCCGAAAGGACACAUAACAGGGCAAAGCAACUGGAACUUUUCGUCAAGGCCAUUACUCAGGCAACAAAGGACAUAUAUGAUAAAGCAGUAAAGUUGAAUGAAACUCUAGGCAUCCAGAAUAAAACACAAGAUAAAAGUUUGCACGAGCUGCAAAAGGAUGUUGAAAAGAUGAUAAAAGAAAUGAGGAGGAGGGCAUUUGACAAACAGGAAGACCUAGCUGAAGAUGAACUCAUAGCUGCAACUGGUCUCCUAAACAAAGUAAAAAAACAUUUUCAGGAUCCUUCUAACAAAACCAAAGAAUUAUCUUUUGAUGUAAGAGACAAGUUAGGCCAGUUUCAAGACAAGCUGGAUGAUGUGUGGGAACUGCUUGGAGAAGCUCGAAGAAAAAUUAAAGAGGCGGACCAUCUAUCUGCUGUUAACCAACGCAACAUGACAGAUUUGGAGGAAAGGAAGCAACAUCUUGAAAAGGUUAAGAAAGAAACAGAGAAUAUUCUUAAAGAAGGUGAAGACAUCAUGACAGAAGUCAAUAACCUGGCUCAAAAUAUUAAUGAAGCUGAAAAUGAUUUGACUGACAUGGACAAGGAGCUAUUACCUCUAGCAGAAAAACUAAAUGAAAAAACAAAUAAUUUAACAGAUGAAAUAGAAAUAAGAGAUCUCCCAGAUCUAGUCUUGAGGGCAGAAAACCAUGCAGAACAGCUAAAGGAGUCUUCAGCAAUACUGGAUGGAAUCCUCGCUGAAGCUAAAAACCUCUCAUUGAACGCCACUGUGGCUUUUAAAGCUUACAGCAAUAUCAAAGAUUUAAUUGACAACGCUGAAGAUACAGCCAGAGAGGCAAAAGCCAGAGCCAAAGAAGCUGUAGAUCUGGUUACUGGCCCCCAAGGUGCGCUGAAGGAUGAAGCCAAGGGUUCAAUUCAAAAAAGUUUCCGUGUUCUAACUAAUGCAAAAUUGCAAGCUGGUGAUUUAGAAGAAAAUGAAAAUGAACUUGCUGCCAUGAAGAAAAGAUUGGAAAACGCAGAUCAGAAAAACCAAAAUAUGUUGGCUGCUGUAAAUGAGACAUUUGGAAAGCUUGCAUCCAUACCCACUGAUACGAUGGUAAAAAUACAAACUGCUAAAGACAAGGCCAAGCAAGCAAAUGAUACAGCCAAUGAUGUCCUGGAAAGAAUCAAGGACCUUAAUCUAAACCUACUGGGCUUGAAACAGAACUACAGUGCACUGAAAGAUGAUGUCGCUAAAACUAAUGCCAUUAUGAAAGAUCCAGUCGAAAAUGUUACAGAGGCAGAUGACAAGGUCAAACACCUUGAAAAGGAGGCAGAUCGAUUACUGGAUAAGCUGAAGCCUAUCAAGGAGCUCCAGGAAAACCUAGGAAAAAAUAUCUCUCAGAUCAAGGAACUGAUCAAUCAAGCUCGCAAACAAGCUAACUCAAUUAAAGUUUCUGUGUCUUCUGGAGGCGACUGCAUUCGUACAUAUAGACCCGACAUUAAGAAAGGGAGAUAUAAUACAAUUAUCUUAAAUGUAAAAACAACCACCCCGGACAAUUUACUGUUUUACCUUGGAAGCAAUAAAUUUACUGAUUUCCUAGCUAUAGAAAUGCGCAAAGGAAAAGUCAACUUUUUGUGGGAUGUUGGAUCAGGGGUUGGGCGUGUUGAAUAUCCAGACUUAAAUAUCAAUGACCAAUACUGGUACCGGAUUGAAGCUUCACGGUCAGGAAUUAAUGGUACUAUUUCAGUACAGGCUUUGGAUGGCCCAAGUGCCGGUGUGGUUCCCAGUGUAUACACUUCUGCAUCCCUUCCUGGUUACACCAUUCUAGAUGUAGAUGCCAAUGCCAUGCUGUUUGUUGGUGGUUUGACUGAUAAAGUGAAGAAAGCUGAUGCUGUUAAAACAACAACAUUCUCUGGUUGUAUGGGGGAAACAUUCUUGGAUGGUAAACCUAUUGGACUGUGGAAUUACAGGGACCGAGAAGGGAACUGCAAAGGAUGCUCCGUCAGCCCACAGCUUGCAGACAGUGAGGGUACUGUGCAGUUUGAUGGAGAAGGAUUUGCUACAGUCAAUCGCCCUGUUCGAUGGAACCCCAAUAUCUCAACCAUAAUGUUCAAGUUCAAAACAUUUUCUACAAAUGCACUACUUAUGUACCUGGCAACAAGUGACUUGAAAGAUUUCAUGAGUGUUGAGCUGAGUGAUGGACGUAUAAAAGUUAGCUAUGAUCUGGGAUCAGGUACAGCCUUUACAGUUAGCAACAAGAACCAUAAUGAUGGGAAAUGGAAAUUCUUCACGCUCUCCAGAAUACAGAAACAAGCCAAUAUCUCAAUAGUGGACUUGGAUAGCAACGAAGAGGACAGAAUAAGUACUACAUCUACCGGAAGUAACUUUGGUCUUAAUCUUAGGUCAGACGAGAAAAUAUAUUUUGGAGGCCUGCCGAUACUAAGCAAUUUAAGGCCAGAAGUUAGUUUGAAGAAAUAUGCAGGGUGUCUAAAAGAUAUAGAAGUUUCCAGAACACCCUACAAUUUAUUAAGCAGUGCCGACUAUAUAGGUUUAACCAAAGGAUGUUCGCUUGAGAAAGUAUAUUUGGUUAGUUUUGCAAAGCCUGGGUAUGUGGAGAUGCCACCAGUAUCUCUGCCAGUUGGUACAGAAAUUACACUCUCAUUCAGCACAAAAAAUGAAUCUGGGAUGAUCCUUUUUGGCAAAGGAGGAAAUUCAAGAAGAAAACGUAGGCAAAGUGGUCAGGUUUAUUACGCAGUUGUUUUAAAAAAAGGAAGACUUGAAGUUUCCAUUCCUGGACCAAAAGAAAUACAUCGCAUCACCAUCAGACCUGAAAAAGGAGAAUUCCAUGAUGGCAAGGAACACUCCAUACGGCUAGAAAGAGCAAGAAACGCAUUCACUGUUCAAGUUGAUGAGGAUAAAACCCAGACACUGAGAUUGCCUGCUAGCCAGUCCAUUAAUGGGACAAAGCUCUAUGUAGGUGGGAUCCCGGCUGAAGCACAGUUUGCCUUGUUCAGGAACAUACCGCCUUUUGAGGGAUGCAUAUGGAACCUUCUUAUCAAUUCUAUACCAAUGGACUUUUCUCAGACUGUAUCGUUUGAGAAUGCUGAUAUUGGACAGUGCCCCACUCUCGUGUCAGACAGAAUUCAACCAGAUGAAGAUGGUGAUAGUGACAGAAAUGCUACACAAUCAUUGGUCUUGCCAGAACCUGGACAUGGUAUCACAGUAACCACAACCGCAUCACCUAUUCCACCUCCCAUUCCACCUACUGAGCCUGACGCCACAGAAGUGAAGAAUGCCAACAUUACUGAUCACCUUGAUGCCACAACGGGUGUCUGUGCAUCUGAUACAAAACCAGCUACAUUAAAAGGUGGACGGCAGUUUGGUCUGUCAAAGAACAGUCAUAUGGCAUUUGCCUUUGAUGAUACCAAAGUAAAGAACACUCUUUCAAUUGAAUUUGAACUCCGUACAGAGGCAAUGUCUGGCCUAAUUGUAUACAUGGCUCGAAUAAACCAUGCUGAUUUUGCAACCAUUCAAAUAAAAGAGGGGAUGGUUCACUUUAGAUAUGACCUUGGAAGUGGAGACACAAGUACAAUGAUCCCUCUUAAAAUUAACGAUGGGCAAUGGCACAAGAUAAAUAUAUUCAGGACGAAACAGAAAGGAUUCCUGUAUGUUGAUAGCUUUUCAAACAGCACUAAUAGUCCAAAGAAAGCAGACAUCCUGGACGUGGUCGGAAUGCUGUAUGUUGGAGGACUGCCUAUUAAUUACACCACCAAGAGAAUAGGACCGGUUUUACACAGUAUUGAUGGUUGCAUCCGCAAUUUUAGAAUGUUGGAAGGCACUACUGAUCUGGAGAACCCAACUUCUAGUUAUAAUGUUGGCUCAUGCUUUGCCAAUCCACAAAAAGGCACCUAUUUUGAUGGAUCUGGGUUUGCAAAGACAGUUGGAGCAUAUAAAGUUGGCACAGAUCUAUCAAUAGAACUGGAAUUCCGCACAACGCGAAGCAAUGGUGUUCUGAUUGGAAUCAGUAGCCAAAAGAUGGACGGGCUGGGCAUUGAACUGGCUGAUGGAAAACUACUCUUCCAUGUAGAUAAUGGAGCUGGUCUUUUCACUGCUACUUAUGAGCCAGAGGCUCGCGGCAGCUUGUGUGAUGGACGUUGGCAUAAAGUAGCGGCAAAUAAAAUUAAACACCGUCUAGAGAUGGUUGUGGAUGGCAACAAAGUUGAAUCGACAAGCUCAAAUUCUGCGUCCACAUCUGCAGAUACUAAUGAUCCGGUUUACGUGGGAGGCUAUCCUGAGGGACUCAAGCAGUUUGGCCUGACCACAAAUGUAAGCUUUAAAGGUUGUAUUAAAGACCUUAAACUCGCCAAAGGAUCAUCCAAACCUCUGGAAAUCAAUUUCAGCAAAGCCCUAGAGAUAAAAGGAGUGCAGCCACUAACGUGUCCAGAAAACUGACAUGUUUGUCAGUAACUCAGUCAAUUGUAUUUUUAACAUAUUUUGACAGGCACACACAGUAACUCUUUACUGCGCAAACAUACAAAUUUACAUUAAAAAAUAAGACGUUGCUAUAUCCUAUGUGUUAUUGUCAUAUAGUUCCACACAAUAAUGUUUUCUCUAUAUGUUAAAUAAAAUAAGCAAUUAUGCAAA